UGUCAACAAAGCUCCGCGUGGCUGGUGGGGCUGUGGCUGCGCGCUGGCUGCUUUGGGGCGCGCUUGGAGACGGUUGCGACGCGGGGGCGCCACUCGCGGGACGCGGCUUUGAGUUUCCCUCCCGGUCCAGCCCAGGUACCAGCUACUGACAAUGUCGGGGGGAAUGAAGGAAACACAUCUGGCUGAAGCGAAACCUCUGGUAGAGAAAGAUGAGGUGAUCACAAAUCUUCUUUCCCACUUUGGUGUCCAGGAACAAGAUGUUGAAACGGUGCAUGGAUCUGUCCAUGUCACCAUGUGUGGGACUCCGAGAGGGAACAGGCCUGCCAUCCUGACAUACCAUGACAUCGGACUAAAUCACAAAACGUGCUUCAACCCCCUCUUCAAUUUCGAAGAUAUGCUGGAGAUCACACAGCACUUUGCCGUCUGCCACGUGGACGCCCCUGGGCAGCAAGAUGGGGCCGCCUCCUUUCCAACUGGAUAUAUGUAUCCUUCCAUGGACCAGCUUGCUGAAAUGCUCCCUGGAAUCUUAAAACAGUUCGGACUGAAAAGCGUGAUUGGAAUGGGAACCGGAGCUGGCGCCUACAUCUUAACCAGAUUUGCUCUUAACCAUCCCGAUAUGAUAGAAGGACUCGUUCUCAUCAACGUCAACCCCUGUGCUGAAGGAUGGAUGGAUUGGGCGGCGGCCAAGAUUUCCGGGUGGACCCACGCCAUGCCAGAUUUGAUCAUUUCACACCUUUUUGGCAAGGACGAGAUUCAUAACAACCACGAUCUGAUCAGCACUUACCGCCAGCACAUCAUCAACGACAUGAAUCCGAACAACCUGCACCUCUUUGUCAACUCCUACAGCAGCCGAAGAGAUCUAGAGAUCGAGCGCCCUGUGCCCGGUACACAUGUUGUUACUCUAGAGUGCCCUGCGCUGUUGGUGGUCGGGGACAGCUCCCCUGCCGUCGAUGCCGUGGUUGACUGCAAUGCUAAACUGGACCCAACCAAGACCACGCUCUUAAAGAUGGCUGACUGUGGUGGUCUUCCUCAAGUUUCCCAGCCCGCAAAGCUUGCUGAAGCUUUCAAGUACUUUAUACAGGGAAUGGGAUAUAUGCCUUCCGCGAGCAUGACCCGACUAAUGAGAUCCCGAACGGCUUCCGGCUCCAGCAUCGCCUCCUUGGAAGGAGGCAGGAGUCGGUCUCACACCGGCGAGGGAGUGAGAAGUAGAUCCCACACCGGGGAGGGAGCCCGAAGCAGGUCCCACACCCACGAAGGGGAGAGGUCCCGGAACCAGGCUCACCCAGAGACCCGCAUCGAGCUCACUCCCAACUCGGCAAACAACACCGAACAGUCGAGCCCCAAGUCGAUGGAGGUCUCCUGUUAAAUGAAAAGGGCCAGAGUUAUAAUCGAGACCCGACUGCCACCCACUGUGUGUCACGAUAUUUGAUAUUUAACCCAGAGCAUUUUGUGUAUCAUGGCUCUCUUCCCCUCCCAGGGUUCGACAGGGACCAAUAAAACCGACAUCUCAGUUGCUCUGUUUUCCUAACAGAGGUUGCUGCUAUUCUUCCCUCCAACUAACUGUAGAUUUCUUUAAAAAUUUUAUCCAGUGGGAAGGCUUAACGCUGGUAGCAGGGUCUUCAAACCAGACGCUAGACCUUCUUCCUGAAUUUGACGGGGUUUUUUAAAAAAAGAAUUGCCCCUUUUGUGUAGAAACUUUGCUUUGGGGAAUAAAGAAUGCCUGACAGGAGACCUUUUUUUUUCUUGCAAAAUAGAAGUUACAGCCUCCUGUUGAAUCUGGAACUACUCAGUUCUGUAUAUACUUAAAUAAUCAAAUGGUAUUGUGAAUUUUGGCCUCGUCGGUAGUACACGAGGCCAAGUUCCUACAUUAAUAUAGGAGACGCAACGCAACUUCCAGGCAAACGAAAUCAUAAGCCUUUUCUUUUUUUGUUCUCUGACAUCUCGUUGCUGUGUUUUUCCCCUCUCACCCCCCCCCCCCCCCCGGUUUUUUAGGUCUUUCAAAACCACUUGUCUGCCUAUAAGGCAAGAUUCAAAUCACUGAGAAACCUGCUACUGUUCAAGGCUUUAUACUUGCAUCUCAAGGGGCUUGUCGGAGGUAGCGUAGCUGGCAUAAUGAUACCACUUUGGGGUAAUAGCGUUUGGCAGCGCGGAACCGCAGGUGCGGGUCCCCGCUCGGCUUCCCUGCGGGGUGCAAGUCUUUGAUCUCUCCCGCCUGAAGAUUUUUUUGGCCGUCGUAACGAACGCAAGAUUAUCUCAUCAAGGCCGACAGUAAGUAGGUCUUAGAAGACGGGAAGCCUGUGCUGUGGUUCACGUUUGGUACAUUCGACUGCUGCAUUGAUCUGCCCUAAAAAUUCAUUAACCGAGAUUUAACUGGUGCUGGGCAAUAACGUGAUCCACGUUAUUUGGAGUAGGGAGGUACGGGGCGGCAGUGGGGACAUAUUUAAUGAUUGUAAAUGUAGAGAGAGAGAGAGAGAAAUGCUGAUUCUGCCAUUUCAGGCGGUCUUCUUGAUAUCUGAAGAGCUGUCUUUUGGGACGUGGUGCGCAACGCAGCAGAUUUCCAGCAUAGAUGGGGAUUCUAGAUUUUCCUCCCCCCCACUGCUUUUUAUCUCUUUGCUACAUCACAAUUGUUAACAUAGCUAAUGAAUUUCUAAUAUUGUUCACGUAAAGCAUCCAGCUUCUUAACCCCUGGAUAUUUGGGGGGGCAGUUCCAGAGAACUGAACUCUUGUAGAGGUGAUUCGCCUACUUUUAAAAUGACAGCUUAAAAAAAGAGAUUCCUGAUGGUUUGUAAAAAAAAAAAAAAAGGAGUUGCGGACUGAUUAAGAGGCUGAACUUGUCUAUUUGGGGAGAGUUUAUUAAUGAAUUAUUUGUAUUUAUUUCAAAAAAACAAUAAAUUUGUAACUUUGCAA
This is a messenger RNA of Sphaerodactylus townsendi, 2907 nucleotides long. RefSeq names its product N-myc downstream regulated 1 (gene NDRG1). Gene Ontology annotation, biological process: signal transduction. The transcript has 16 exons. Lineage: Eukaryota; Metazoa; Chordata; Lepidosauria; Squamata; Sphaerodactylidae. Gene Ontology annotation, cellular component: cytoplasm. The coding region runs from base 152 to 1366 and encodes 404 amino acids. The record is from RefSeq and is a predicted model, not a curated record.